AUGUCUACCGUUCGGCCUCGAGCCCCCAUCAGAGACCGCCAGCCCGCUCAAAAGGAACCCACCAAGUCCCAGAAGCCGUCUUCCACUGCAACAUCUUCCGCUCCAGCCGCCAACUCCAGCAAACGAAGAAAACAAUGUUGUGCCAAUCCAGAUCCGGUCGAGGAAGACGGCCAGUUGGUGUGCGGGAACUGCGCCAAGCUAUUGGAAGAGUCCAAUGUGGUAUCAGAGGUGACAUUCGGGGAGACAUCAGGAGGAGCGGCCGUCGUCCAAGGAGCGCACGUUGGUGAAGGCCAGAGAUAUGCGAAGACUAUGGGAACUGGCCUUCGGGGGCUGGGUGGGGAGAGUAGGGGACAGGGGGAGGCCAAUGGUCUCAGUGAAAUCCGAAGGCUCGCCGCCGUCCUUUCAAUCAACGAUCCGAUCCCUACGCAAGCACAUCGCAUAUACCAGCUCGCCCUGAACGGCAACUUCACGACAGGGCGACGCCCUCGCUCUGUUGCGGCCGUCUGCCUGUACAUUGCCUGCAGGAAACAGCCGAGGAACAAGGUCCUGCUUAUGGACUUUGCCGAAAAGAUACAAGUGAACGUGUAUAAGUUGGGCGAGCUGUUCAGAGAUCUGCAGAAGUGCCUCUUCAUGCAGAAUGAGAAGAAGGCAGGAGAUGUUCCGAUCAUUGACGUCGAAGAGCUCAUCAAGAAAUACGCACGCAAGCUUGAGUUCGGCAACAUGGAAAGAGAAGUUGUCAACGACGCUGCAAGAAUCCUCAAGCGAAUGAACCGCGACUGGAUGGUCACCGGGCGGCAUCCCGCCGGCCUUUGUGGCGCCUGCAUCAUCCUGGCAGCUGGCAUGAACAACUUCCGCAGGACAGUCCGAGAGGUGGUGUACACUGUGAAAGUUGCAGACAUGACGAUCAGAAGCCGCAUUGACGAGUUCCAGCGGACGCAGAGUGCGGGGCUGACGGUCAAGCAAUUCCAGGAGUAUGGAGAGAGGUUGAAAACGAACAUUGAACCUCCGGCUGUCUAUAAGCGAAGGGAACGUGAGGAGAGGGAGAGAAAGCGCAGACGUGUCCAGGAGUUGGGGGAGGAGCCGGAAGUGGAAACCGAGCCUGAUGAGCAGGCUGCGGCUGGCGCUACAGACGCAUCUUCAGCGGCACCCCGUGAACCUCGGCGGGAUAAGGAUGGGUUUGUCAUCCCUGAGCUACCUAUUGAUCCAAGUCUCCUCGCAGCCGCAAACUCCGCCCAUUCUGAGCUGGAAGCAAGCGAGCAAACCGAGGCCCCUAGAAAGAAGAGGGGUCGGCCGCCCGGCCCGGCCAACAAGAAGCGCAAGACAGCACCCGAAGUGCCAGAGCUCACCGAAGAAGAUCUCCUUGCCGAAGCCGAGCUUGAGACGGAGAUGAACCAGAUCAUCACGAGUGAGGAUGCCGUAAACAACAUGGAAGAGGCCAAGCUGUCAAAGUACAGAGAACAGUCUGCGGCACUUGCCAACCAGUUGCGCACAGAUGCCGCUAACAUGGAGGAGACUAUCAAGACCGACGAGUUCGACGACGAUCCGGAGAUAGCAAACUGCAUACUCAGCGAGGCGGAGAAGGAAAUCAAAGAGCGCAUCUGGGUGACGCACAACGAGGACUGGCUCCGGGCCCAGCAACGAAAAAAUCUUAAAAAGCGCCUAGACGAGGCGAGUGGCAAGGACAAGAAGGCAAAGGAUAAGAAGCCCAGAGAAUUCCACCCCGCCGGUGACCCCAACAUCGUCGCGGGCGAGACUCCUCCUGAGAGUCCGGCUGAGGCUACAGAGCGCAUGCUGAAGAAGCGCGGUGCGAGGGGCUACAGCAGAUUCAUCAACUACGAACGCCUCAAAGAGAUGGAUACGACGACCAAAGAACCGGGCAAAUCGCCGCAGACCUCAACUCAGGACAGCAGAGCAGCAUCGCAGAGCCCGGCACCGAGCGUUGCGUCAGUUGCCAUUUCUGUAUCCAGUCGAGCGAGCAGCCGUCGACCCAGCUUAGCAGGCUGGCAACGAACCAGCAUGAGUCCAGCCCCGUCACAGGGGUCAUCUGCGGCGGGUGGCACACCGCGUCAGAGACUGCCCAGGCUAGCCGACUUUGCUUACAAGCGUACACCUCCCGCCUCACAGGCUACACAAGCCCAGCCAGCGCGCGCAUCCCCAUCUCCAUUCGCUGCGCAUAUCGGUCAGCUUCGCCGUCCUUCGGCUUCUCCAGCGCUGUCUCCAAGACCUCAGGCGCCGGUGUCUCCGCCUGCCACACAAGCGGUCCAGGCUACCCAACCCGCGCAACUUGCUCGGCCACCGAACUCGCAGAACGAGCCGAUUGAAAUUGAGGAAGAUCCCCCGGAAGAAGAAGAGGAGCUCUCUGACGACGAAGAAGAGGUCGACGAAGACGCUGAGAUCCAUAGGGCUCUGGGGGCUGACGAGAGUAUGUGGGGCGUGAGCCAGGGUCAAGACGAAGACGAAUUUGGAGCAAUCGCACAGAACUAUGAUGAUGAAGGAGGAGAAGAGUAUGAUUGA
Coniosporium apollinis CBS 100218 is the source of this 2514-nucleotide messenger RNA. RefSeq lists its product as uncharacterized. Gene Ontology annotation, cellular component: transcription preinitiation complex; transcription factor TFIIIB complex; nucleus. The record is from RefSeq and is a predicted model, not a curated record. Gene Ontology annotation, biological process: transcription preinitiation complex assembly; transcription by RNA polymerase III; DNA-templated transcription initiation. Gene Ontology annotation, molecular function: RNA polymerase III type 3 promoter sequence-specific DNA binding; TBP-class protein binding; RNA polymerase III general transcription initiation factor activity. The transcript is spliced from 2 exons. Bases 1 to 2514 code for a protein of 837 amino acids. Lineage: Eukaryota; Fungi; Ascomycota; Dothideomycetes.